CAAAUUUAACUUCUUUGUAACUUGAAACUUGAAUGUUUACAACGAUUGCAUAAAAGGAAUGUCAAUACACUUGUAAAUAACAUUACAUAAGUGAUUAUAAUUCUAAUUAUUUCGUCACGAUGAGUUCAUCAAAUAAUGAUAACGAUGGCAUCAGUGAGAAAAUGAAGAUUUCACCUUACGGAUUAGUUAGAUCAGAAGACCGCCCGAUUCCAUUAAAGUCUAUAAAAGUAGAUGUUCAGAUAUUUGGCUAUGUAGCAGAAGUGACAUCCUUGCUGACCUACUUCAAUACUGAGGAAACACCAGUUGAGGCGGUGUUUACAUUCCCUGUAGAUGAUGGCAGUGCAGUGUUUCAGUUUGAGGCUCACAUUGAUGGCCGUCAUAUUGUCGCUGAAAUCCAGGAACGUGAGCAGGCUCAACUGACUUAUGACGAUGCUGUUCAAAGUGGAAAAACAGCAAUGCUGCUAAAAGAAGACAGUUCUGCCGGGGAUAUCUUCAGUUGUAUGCUUGGUAAUCUACCAGCUAAAACUGAGGCAUCAUUGGUGAUGAAAUAUGUGAUUGAGUUACCACAAGAACCUGAUGGUCAACUAAGAUUCACACUCCCUACUGUACUUAAUCCAAGAUACUCUCCAGGCGGAGAAGUUGCUGCUGAGGGUGCCACAUAUGUUCCACCAUCUAAAGUACCGUAUGAAUUUAGCUUGAUUGCUACAAUUAAAGGUUACCAUAAAGUAACCUCAGUCACCUCAGAAACAAUCUCAUUAAAUGUCCAUUUUGAGGAGAACAAGAAGAUAGCAAAGGUAAGCCUUGGUGAUGAUUUCAAGUUUGACCACGAUCUUAGAUUUGUUGUGCAGUAUGAGUCACCUUAUUCUCCUCAGAUUGUCCUUGAAGACGGAAAUCCAGAUGCCGAUAUAUCUACACCGAAGUCAGAUGAUGUGUUAUUCUGAAGACAGAUGUCUGCACCUCCAAGGGUUCAUCUGUAAAUCAAAAGG
Messenger RNA from Ruditapes philippinarum (Manila clam), 986 nucleotides. Its product is annotated as von Willebrand factor A domain-containing protein 5A-like. Lineage: Eukaryota; Metazoa; Mollusca; Bivalvia; Venerida; Veneridae. The coding region runs from base 120 to 941 and encodes 273 amino acids. The transcript is spliced from 6 exons. The record is from RefSeq and is a predicted model, not a curated record.